Molecule: messenger RNA, 1837 nt
Organism: Rhagoletis zephyria (snowberry fruit fly)
Lineage: Eukaryota; Metazoa; Arthropoda; Insecta; Diptera; Tephritidae
Gene: Prp38
Product: pre-mRNA processing factor 38
Source: RefSeq, a predicted model, not a curated record
AGUGGAGAUGGAGUUCAGUAUUGAUAUUGAAAAUAGAGAUAACAUCCGGAUCUAUCGAUAGUUUUUUAUCUCCGCAAUGUACGGACAAAACAAUCUUGUAUACAAUUGUAGAGGAAGUAAUAUUGCGGGAUUCAUUUAUAAAAAAUGGCCAAUCGAACUGUUAAAGAAGCAAAAAAUAUUCAUGGAACCAAUCCUCAAUAUCUGGUUGAAAAAAUUAUACGCUCCCGCAUUUACGAUUCGAAGUAUUGGAAGGAGCAAUGUUUUGCACUCACUGCUGAGCUGUUGGUAGACAAAGCAAUGGAGCUGCGAUUCAUUGGCGGUGUUUACGGCGGAAAUAUAAAACCUACACAAUUCCUUUGCCUUACGCUUAAAAUGCUACAAAUACAGCCCGAAAAGGAUAUCGUUGUGGAAUUUAUCAAAAAUGAAGAGUUCAAAUAUGUAAGGGCCCUGGGUGCUUUUUAUUUGCGUCUUACAGGAAGCGCAUUGGAUUGUUAUAAAUAUUUGGAACCUCUAUAUAAUGAUAAUCGUAAACUUCGACGCCAAAAUAGGGCCGGGCAAUAUGAAAUUGUUCACAUGGACGAUUUCAUAGACGAGUUGCUCCGUAGUGACCGAGUUUGUGAUAUAAUUCUCCCUCGUAUACAAAAACGCGCUGUACUUGAGGAAAAUAACGAGCUUGAACCAAAAGUAUCAGCGCUAGACGAGGAUUUGGAUGACGAUGUGGUCAGUGAUGAAGACGGUGGCGGGGAAAGGGAUCAUGACAAAAACAAAUCGUCUUUCUUACCUAAGAGGAGAAUACGCAAAGAUCAUUCGCGUUCACGUUCACGUAGUGCUUCAGCAUCUCGCGAUGCAAGAGGCGGAAGAUCUCGCGAUUAUGAUACUGACUUAGAAGACUAUGGUCGUCCACGUGAUCGUGAAAGGGAUAGAUUUGGUGUUAGUUCGACAUCAAGCAGUAGUCGCCAUUGGGAAGAUCGCGGCGGUGGUGGCAGCUCUAGUUAUCGCAGUGGACGCGAUGAUUAUAGAGACGAAUAUAGAAGAGAAGACUAUAAAGAUAGACGUUAUGACCGUGACUCACGAAAUGAACGGGACAGAAGGCGUCACUAAUCACCAAACAAAUGUUACAAAAUCAGAAAAAAAUUUUUUAACGGUAGCGGAUGUAUGGAUAUAUGUAUGUAUAUAUGGUAUGGACAUAAUACAUAAUGGUUAUAGUUCUAGUAUAAUUAAGGGCGAAUAAAAUCAAGACAACACUGCACAUCAAAAAAAAUGGAAAAUUCUGCUUACCCAUAGAAUUCGGAACAAUUAGUCAACGCACAAAAAUGUACAUAUAACAAAUUUAUUUUAAAGAAAAGUUAAAAGUAGAUGGAAUAACGCAUGUUUUCUGAAAAAAAUUUAAAUCAACUUACUUUGCCUGCGACUGGACUUGCAAUUUUAAAAAUAAUUGACAACCAUAUAUGACCAGAUUUAGAUAAUUUAAAUAUUAUAAAAGUUGAAGUUGCAUCAUCUCAAUACAUACAUUUGCACAUAGUAUGUAUCAUCUGACUUCGGAAAUUAAUGAUAUCAACAUCUCUACGUGAUUAUCGAGAAACAAGCAGGUAAACACUUUUGAUGUUUCCGAAUUUAGUAUGUAGUGACAGUAGUGUAGUGUGUAAAUUUCGCCCACUUUCCUCAAAAGCGUAUUAAGUAAAAAUUCAUCGUUUGUCCAAUCAUAUGGGCAAGGGAAACUAAAACUUUUCGGACACAUUAUUCGAGAUUUUGGUAAUGGGCAUUGACUAACAUUGUUUCAGUCAAAAGUAAAAGUUAAAACUUAACUUUUAUUUCUUCGGCCAAAUAUAAAAGUUAA